Molecule: messenger RNA, 4090 nt
Organism: Scatophagus argus
Lineage: Eukaryota; Metazoa; Chordata; Actinopteri; Scatophagidae
Gene: tap1
Product: transporter 1, ATP-binding cassette, sub-family B (MDR/TAP)
Exons: 13
Coding region: 394-2619 (741 amino acids)
Biological process (GO): transmembrane transport
Cellular component (GO): membrane
Molecular function (GO): ATP binding; ABC-type oligopeptide transporter activity; ATP hydrolysis activity
Source: RefSeq, a predicted model, not a curated record
CAUCGGGUUUUUCAGCUAAGGCUGCCUGCCAUGCAACAUGCAUGAUCGUUAUCUCUUUUAUUUACUUAUAUACAAAAGUGUAAGAAGGCAGGAUUUCAAAUAAAUGAGAUACCAAUCUGAACGUUGUAUUCCUCGCUGGUCUUCGUUCGCCAUUGUGGCUUAUGCAAAGCUAGAAGGGACUUUCCUUGGCAAAAGAUUUGAAAAAGUUAUUUUCGGUUUCGGUUUGACAGUUAAACAGGUCGGUCGACGUCUGAACGGGCAGCCGCUUGUGGAUUGUCAAACCGGCAGUCUUUUGCUGUGUUAAUUUAAAUAUCGUUGUCGUUUUGCGGUCUCAGGCGAACACUAAACAACCAAGUCAAACCUGGCUCGUCUGAAGUAAACAACCUGUACGUUAUGCAGAAAAUGAACUACUUCUUCCCUCUGCUCUUCGUGUGCCUGGAUGUGUGCCUGGUGCACACCAUCCGCUUGGCCCACCUCUCACCUCUCCUCAUCCCCCAUCCGUUCAUCACCCUGUGGGGAGGAGGGUUGUCCAGGGCUUUCCUUCUUUCCCUGCUUGUCCUCACCUACCCUGGAAGCCCACCGUGGAUGAGCAGCUUCAAGGGGCUGCAGCGUUUAGGGGUCCUCUGCUUCCACUUCCCGGUGUACACCACUCUUCUGUCGGCGCUGGGGAAGUCUACUGUGGAGGAACUGUGGGGGUGGCACUCCUGGGAAAGGGUGCUACAGGGUUAUGUCGUGACAGCUCUGGCGUGGCUCUACUGGAACCGAUAUGUCUCGUCUCUUUUGCUCUCCUUGGGGCAAUACAUCUCAUCUCUGUGGACGAGGACGCCGUCUGAGAAGUCCAAAGGGGACACCGGUGCCUCGCUGAAGAGACUCAUUACGUACAUGCAGCCUUAUCGCUGGCGCUUUGUUGCUGUGCUGUGCCUUGUGGUUUUGUCUUCUUAUGGUGAGAUGGCUGUUCCUCAGUACACUGGACGUGUGGCUGAUUGGAUCAUGAAUGAAGAAGCACCUGAUGCAUUCACACAGGCCAUCACAGUCAUGACUCUAAUGACUGUGGCCAGUGCUGUGCUCGAGUUUGUGUGUGACCUCAUGUACAACAUCACCAUGAGCCUCAUACACACCUCAGUGCAGGGGGCUGUCUUUGAGGCUGUGCUCAAACAGGAGAUUGCUUUCUUUGACAAAAAUUUGGCAGGUGAACUGGUGUCCCGCAUUACCACAGAUACCAACACUGUGAGCGAAGCACUGAGCGAGAAACUAAGCCUCGUGAUGUGGUACACGGCACGUUUUGCCUUUCUCUCGUUCUUUAUGAUGAGCCAGUCGUGGAAGAUGUUCCUGCUCACUUGCAUGGGACUGCCCAUCAUCUGGGUCAUACCUGAGCUCACUGGACACUUCCACCAGACUAUUGCAAAGAAUGUUCAGGAGUCACUGGCUAAAGCCAACCAGGUGGCCACAGAGACCUUCUCUCACAUAAAGACAGUGAGGAGUUUUGCCAACGAGGAUGGUGAGACAGAGCGGUACAAACGGCGGCUGGAUGAUACUUACGCCCUUAAUAAAAAGGAAGCAAUGGCCUAUGCAGCCUCUACCAUGACUAACAGCAUGUCCACUUUGGCCCUGAAGGUGUGUAUUCUGUACUAUGGAGGGACUCUCGUGACCAGGGGAGGCGUUAGCAGUGGAGACCUGGUGUCAUUCGUCCUCUAUGAACUGCAGUUUGCUUCUGCUGUUGAGGCUGUCAUGCAUUAUUACCCAGAGGUGAGGAAGGCAAUUGGUGCAUCCGAGAAGAUCUUUGAAUAUCUGGAUCGCGAGCCUGACGUACCCCCAAAGGGCUCUUUGGCCCCUCAGAGUCUUGAGGGACACAUCCAAUUCAAAAACGUUACAUUUUCCUAUUCUGGAAGGACAGACAACGAUAACUUUGCUCUCCAGGACGUUUCACUGGAACUCAAGCCGGGCCAAAUCACUGCCCUGGUGGGGAAUAACAGCUCAGGGAAGACCACAUGUGUCAAGUUGCUGGAGAGGUUUUACCAGCCUCAAGCGGGUGAGAUCCUACUGGACGGGAAACCACUGCAGAGCUACGAAGACCAGUACCUGCAUGACAAGAUCGCUGUGGUGAGCCAAGAUUGCGUGCUGUUUGCUCGCUCAGUGCGGGAGAACAUCAAGUAUGGCUACGAGGAUGCAUCUGAUGAGGCCAUGCACAAUGCUGCCAACAUGGCUAGUGCCCACGAGUUCAUCAUGAAACUGUCCAAUAGAUACGAGACAGAUGCUGGAGAGAAGGGAGGCCAGUUGUCUGGAGGCCAGAGGCAGCGCAUUGCCAUUGCCAGAGCUUUAAUCAGAAAUCCCAAAAUCCUGAUACUGGACAGCGCCACCAGUGAGCUGGACACAGAAAAUGAAUACCAGGUCAACCAGGCUUUGCUAAAGCAAACCAACAACUGCACCGUGUUGUUGAUAUCCAGAAAUAUGAGCCUUGUGGAGAAGGCUGAUCAUAUCAUUUACCUCAGCAAUGGGAUGGUAAAGGAGGAGGGCACUCACGAUGAGCUGCUGAGGAGAGGUGGCCUCUACGCUCAACUGGUCAAAAAUGAGAAUAGGAGCUUUCACCGUCAACAAAAGGAAAGGAGUGAUACCCAUUGAUUCAUGCUGACUGUGAUUGUCCUCAAGACAGAGGAGGACAGAGGACAGAGGAGCAGACGAGUUACUGAAAGGUUGCUGAUUAAAUGUCCGGGUUUAAAGGGGCACUUCACCCCAAAGUCAAACAUACAGACUUUUCUUCUUGUCUGUAACUCACCAACAAAUCAGUCUGGCCAUAUAUAUAUAUAUCUAUCUAUAGAGAGAGAGAGAGAGAGAGAGAGAGAGAGAGAGGUAUAUAUACCUCUAAUAUGGGCUGUAGACACCACAGCCCAUAUUAGAGGUGUUGCUGGAGUUUAUGUCCCUCAACAAUAUUUCCCUUCUCCGUACACAAUGGAAGUAGGAAUUAGUACUUCAUCACAAUAAUGCAUGUCACUAUCAGAAUUACAAUUCAUACAAAUUUAAAUUCGAAUUUCAGUCAGGCAGUGGUAUCUGAUCCUCGUCCUCAGUGUUGGGCUGUGGCAGCGCUACAAAUAUUGGCCUUACUAGUUUAACUACGUUUCUGAGUAACGUGGAGGUCACUGUUUUUCCAAUGCAAAAAGCCUUUCAGUAACUUAGCUCUUUUAUUGAUCGAGACUGUAGUGUGGUAGCGUCCACUCAGGCUGCUCCAGCUUUUUCCAAGCACUUCUAAAGUUGGUUUCCAGUAUGGUCUGAAGUAAAAGUGCUAAGGAUCAGUGAGUGCCACCAUCGCCACACACAGACGUGUGACGGUGGUGACAUCACUCGCCGUUCAUUACAGACGUGUGAACAUGGCUUUUCGUUCCUCUGCCACUGUGGUUUGAGCUGUAGUCUAAUUUUCAGUAAACUUCAGAGUUUUUCCUUUAAGUCAAAGACAAAUUAUCUUUAUUGUCAAUACCAUAUGUACCAGACGUAAGACAAGUCUAAGUGCACAUCCACACACACAAACACACAUACACAUUAAAAACAAGCCUUAUUGUUAUGUUAUUAAAAGUUGUUAUGUGUGUUAUUAUGUUGUUUAUUUUGCCAAAUUGGUUUUAGAGAAGUCAGAGAUGUCAGAGAGCACAGGAUAUUAUUUAAAAAAAUCAUCAUAACAUUUUUUUUUGUCUGUCUGUUGACAGUUUUAUUGAUCAAUGAAAUAGCGAUGUCUUGGAAUGAUGUUAGUUCAGUUUUAAAGGAUUAAACUAUUUUUGUUGUCGCUUUUGUUUACUACAUUUAAUUUAUAAUGAAGCGUAAAUGCAGCUUCCAACACUGCAGGUUCCUACCGAGCAGCUCCCAUAUGAUAAUAUGUGUGAACGAGAAUCAUGUCAAAGAGAGUUAAUGAUGAUUACAUAAUGAAUUGAUUCAUACACUUGAGAAGUGUUCAGUGCUGCACUUUUUUAAUGUUGAAAUUUCUAACUUUCUGCUUGUAUAUAUUUUUCACAUUUUUCUGUUUUAUUUUUAUUUUUAACACAGCUGAACACUGUUUCCCUCCCUAUAGUUUCCACAAUAAAUCUAAUGAAUUCUUUUCUUUUCUUAA